Entrophospora candida is the source of this 402-nucleotide messenger RNA. Lineage: Eukaryota; Fungi; Glomeromycota; Glomeromycetes; Entrophosporales; Entrophosporaceae. The record is from the annotation of a GenBank genome assembly.
AUGGGAUUAGGAAAUAUUCAUCAAUUAAGGAUGAAGCAAGUUAUUGAAUCAGAACAAACAGCUUUAAGUAUCAUUGAUUCACUUCCGGACAAUUCUUUGAUUACAAAGACAGGAUACAUCACAGUAGGAACGGGACUUUUAACAUUAGCAAUAUCAAAAGAGCUUUAUGUUUUGAAUGAAGAAACACUUUUGUUAUUAUCAUUUUCUACUAUGUGUGCCACUAUUUAUAGAGCACUUAAACAACCAGUCUCUGAAUGUGUUGUUACACAAAAAAGUAUUAUUCUUCGUCAAGCCAGAGAAGAUCAUAAAUCGGCUGUUGUAGAAAGAAUCGAAACUGUUGGCCAAAUAGGAAAUCUUAAGGCUGUAGCAGCAUCAGAAAUUAAAGCUGUUUUAGAUUCAUAG